AACACCACUAGUAUGUUUCCUGGUAAGAUUUCCUCUCUGAUGGACAGAGUAGAGAUCUAGAGGCCUGCGGUGGCAAAAUGUAAAUAAGGAUGUUUGGACAGACGCAGAACACAGAGAGAUCAAUGAUGCAGAAGCCAAGAAAGCAUUCCUAUCAUUGCCAACACAAAUGGGCACGCAAAGCUUACCCUAAAUGUCCCAAGUGGCAUCGCACUGCUCUGAGACUAAGCUGUACUGUGCUGGUUAUACUCAUUGCCACAGUCAUAGGACUAACUACUUGGGUAAGUCGCCUAAGUAGCGAGAAUGGAACCAAAGAUUGCGAUUGUAUAAAUAUUUCUCCCAGGAAACAGCAGAACAAUACAAACUUCACAACAAAACCAAAGCUAAACUUAUGUCCUAAUAACUGGCUGCAGAAAAAAGGGAAAUGCUAUAAUUUUUUUAAAAACUUUAAAUCAUGGACCGAUAGCCAAAAAUCCUGUUUAAUAAUGAAAUCACAUCUCUUGAUGAUCCAAGACAAGGCUGAACUGGAUUUCAUACAGAAUAAUAUACAAGAUGGAAUCUAUUUUUGGAUUGGGUUGAACAUCACACACCCACAAAAGACAUGGACCUGGCUGGGUGGCACCCCAUUGAAUCUACAGUUAUUUCAAGUCCUGGGCCAGCCUGAAGAUAAUGCCUGUGCUGUGAUAACAAAGAACGGUGUGUUUUCCGAAAAGUGUUGCAAUCAGAGUUUCUGGAUUUGUCAACGCGCGCUUUCUGCAGACACUGACCUCUAAACUGAUCCCAGUUUAUCCUUCCUGUAAAAACCAUUCAAAAGGACUUUUUAAUUUAUGUAUUUUGUUGAAACACAUUACUUUUACAACAAAUAUGGUGAUAAUGAUGAUAAUGGUGUUGAUUUGUGUCACUCUCAAUUCAGGCAAUCAGCCUCAACUCAUCGCCCUAGCUCUACCGGGUAACUGGUGCUAUAUUUCCACAGCUAUCUCCUGUGCAUUAUUGUGGCUAUUUUAGACACAGCUGUCCCUUUGUCUACUCAAUAAUUCUGUCCCCAGGGCACCUGGGCAGCUCAGUCUGUUAAGCUUGGGCUCUUGAUUUGAGCUCGGGUGAUUACUCCGGGUCAUGGCAUUGAACUCUGUGCUGGUGGAGGGAGGAGUCAGCUUGGGAGUCUUUCUUUUUCCCUCUUCCUCUGCCCUUUCUCCCACUCUAAAAAGUAAAUUAAUUAAUUAAUUAAUUAAUUUAAAAAAAUUUCCUACACUUCUCAUUCACCAUUAGCAAAGGAGCUUUUUUUUUUUUUUUUUAAAAAGAAGCCAUCAGAUAGAUGAUACAUUAUUCAUUGACUUUCUACUACUGAGUCUACACAAUUGUCUGCAUCUUAUUUCUUUUUCCUCACUCCCUAUUUCCAACAAAGGGGUAUCCCUCUGUCUGUCUAAAUAAAAUUUCUAAGUGCUACAUUUGGGAUUGCCUCUUUCCAUUUUUUUCUAGGACAGUCCCUCCUCUAUCAUCUCCAUUCUGGUCCCUCUUUUCUUCUGUCUCCUUUUCUUUCAGCAACAAAACAUGCAAGAGCACAAGAAAAUUUUCCCUGAACCACAUGUGGCUUCCAGUUUCUGCCCAGUUUCUCCCACCUCUUUUAAGUCAAACCUCCUAGAAAUUGUUUCUACUUGUACUUUCCUCUUUUCACCUCCCACUCCAGGUUCUUCUAAAAUCUGGUUUCUGCUUUUCCUAUUCCACUGUUCUCGCAACGUCAUAAAUGCCUUUCCUCUGGCGAAACACAAUGAAGAUGUUCUAGCUUUCAUUUUAACUCUCAGCAGUGUUGCUCAUUAUUGACUUGUUCUUUCUUCUAGAAAUAUUCUCUAACCUCAGCAUCUAUGACACAAUGCUCUGUUGAACCUGUAUCUACGUUGCCUGUCGUUGCUCCUCAGUUUUUUCUGGAGGAUCUCUUCUCUCUUCUGAUCUCUUCAGUACUGACAUUCCUCAGAGUUUUGGGUGAAUUCUCAAUCAUACACAAUUCUUGGCUAAUCUCACCCACACUGGAAGUUCUAUUGUCAUAAAUUUAUUGGUAACUUCCAAACCCAUAUUUCUAACCCAGAACUUAUUAUAGGUUUUAGCCACUGGACAUCUCUAACUGGACACCUCAAAGACCCUUAGCCUUCACAUGUUAAAAUGAAACUCAUUAGCUUAGUGAAUGACAGCAACGCGCCCAUUAGUCCAACCAGAGUCCUUGGAGUCAACCAUGACUUCUUUCUUUUCACCCAUGAUAUUCAAACUCUCAUUUCAGCCUGUCAAUUUUACCACAUAAUUAUUUCUGAAUUCAUCUACGUAUCUACAGACCGGUCCUGUGGUUCUGGAUUCCCUCAACACUUGUUUGUCUGUUUCUAGCUUUCCCUGCCAAAGUUCAUUCUCCAUAUCAUGACCACAGAGAUUGUCUAAAUCUGAUAUCAGGCCACAUUACUCACUACGUAUUUCUGUGUAGGGGUUUUUCCUUGCUUAAAUCUUUGACCAUCUCUGACCAGACCCUUUGUGUCUUGGUUCCUCUUCAUUCUCCCCCCCACACCACCAUGAUUGUAAUGAAGCAGAUAACCUAAACUUUAUUCAUUUUCUCAAAUGUGUCAUGCUUUCUCUUGCCUCAUAUCUAAUCAUAUGUUUGGCUUGGCUUGAUAUGCUUCCCUUUCAUUUCUCCUCUUGCUUAUGUUUGAGAAGGCUAGUUAAAUGCAUUUGGUGGAAAAUAUUUCCUUAACCAUUCUCCACUCCAGACUCAAUUAUAUGCAUUUGAUGUAUAUUCUCAUAGUUUCCUGUACAUAUCUUAACAUUUAAUACCCUAUUAUUGGACCAUUGUUCAAUUAUUUGUAUUUAUUAACCUAUUGUAAGCUCUGGAAGGACAUGAUGCUCAUUACUGUAUGGGAGAGACAAGGUGCCUGAUGCAUGAUGGAUGAUAAAUAAGUACUUGUUCUGUUUUUGAGAUUAUUUGUAACAUUUUAUUGUUUCCCCAGCACAGCUUCCUAUUUGUAUAGAGCUUCCCUGCUUCCCUUAGCCUCGGUGAUCAUUAUCUGCCAACUCUUUUUUGUUUUGUUUUUUUCAAUAAAGGUCAGUAUUAGGUA
Mustela erminea (ermine) is the source of this 3086-nucleotide messenger RNA. Its product is annotated as killer cell lectin-like receptor subfamily F member 2. The transcript is spliced from 7 exons. Bases 90 to 770 code for a protein of 226 amino acids. The record is from RefSeq and is a predicted model, not a curated record. Lineage: Eukaryota; Metazoa; Chordata; Mammalia; Carnivora; Mustelidae.